UGGACGGGAUUACGCAGCGCAACGCAAUUCCCUGUGCUGCGCGUUAUUCCCUGGGAUUCUCCGCACUGCAUUUCUCCGUUUUCACGUACGGAUCGACAGUCCCUCCCACGCCCCGAGGUCCUCCUGAGAUACAUUAGCUAUAUGGAAACAUGACCAACGUUCCGCAGAUCGUCAAGAUCGGGAUUUCGUUGAAAAUGCUUCCCAACAACACCGCCGUGUACUUCAAAUCCGACGGCACUCGGUUCGGACAAACCCGGACCAUCAAGCUUCUGACUGGAUCGAAGUACAAAAUCGAUGUGGUUGUUAAGCCAGGAGCAGUCGAGGCCACUUCAAUGAGCGUGGGUGGGGUGACCUUCCCCCUGGAGCAGCAGUCUAAAGACCCACAAUCUGUGGUCUAUACUGGCCUGUAUGAAACAGAAGGGGUGGCACAUACCAAAAGUGGAGAGAGGCAACCAGUUCAGAUCAGCAUACAGUUCACAGAGGCGGGAAUGUUUGAAACGGUGUGGCAGGUGAAGUACUACAACUACAACAAGAGGGAUCACUGCCAGUGGGGAAACAGCUUCAACAGCAUUGAGUACGAAUGCAAACCAAACGACACGCGUACGCUCAUGUGGGUCAACAAGGAAAUGUUUGUGUGAUGGUCUGAAAGAUUUGAUUUGUAAAUCAUCAGCAUGUUGUUGUGAAAUGAAGCCAACUCUUUGGUUUUACUCUGUUUUCAUUCUGUCUGAAAUCUGCCAAUAUCAUGAAAAAAUUAAGUUUGAAAGGAAAAUGCAGGGUUUCCCUCCUUUAUGCCCUCAAAGAAUCCAUUCAUGCUGCUGCCAAUUCAGAUCCUAUGGUCAAACAUUUAAAAUGCAGUGAUGUUUCCAGUCUUUUCACAGUGGUUAUAUUUAUUUAUAGAAAUAAUAAUAGAAAUAUGGCACAUUUAUUGUGGAUAAAAUGAAAUUAAAGUCUAUGAGGUAAAUAUUUUUUCAUAUGCAGUUGGUUUGUGGAGUCUGAUAACCCUCAAGUGUGAUAAGACUUAUAUGUAAGUACAUUAAUGUAUGUGCGUGAGUGUUUAGCUACAAUAUAUGUGGGUUUUACAUAUGGUGCUUGUACAGAUGUGUACUUGGAAACUACAAAGAGUUUCAGAGAGUUUCAUUUCAAAAUCCAAACUUUUCACAAAAUUCUUGUUAUGUUAGUUCUUGUUAAGUUGAUUAUAUCUAAAUGACAGAGCAGUUAAGUAUGGGCAAAGAAAUUAUCUAUACAUGGUUAAAAAUUCAUUACAGUCAUUCUUUGUCAGCUGAUUUAACAAGUGCAGUAACUUACACAAGAAUCAAAACAGCUGUCUCUGUAAUAUAGAAUUCAGUUCAGUUCAGCAUGUUGUUGCCAUUUUAAGUCAUUAUUGACUCUUCCUAUGCAAACUUUGAUUAGCUACUAUUACCUGAAAUGAUUAUUCUAUCUUGUCUGAUGCAUGUUUAAGCCCAUACCAUUUUGCAGUGACACUGGACUGCACAUCUUGUGAGUCAGCAACCAUGAAAUUACCUUAUAUUUUGCUGUCACACAUCAUUUAACUCGUGCCGUUGCCUACACUUCAAGUGAGUUAAAAAUAGUCACAGUUUUGGAAUGAAACCCUCAGGGCAGUGUUGUGGAUCCGUGUGUUUAUCAUUUGUGUAAUACAGUUUUGCAAAUAGGAGUUUUGGAUUUGGGCGAAGUUGUGCCCCUAUCUACUGUGUGUUUGUUCUCUCUACCUCUUACAGUGGUUCUUGCCACGGAUAUUUGUGUUUAAUGACAAAUAAUUUAUUUGGAAUGUUUGGACCAUUUUGUUCUAUCUUAUGUGGUAAACAUAUAUUUUAAAAAAAGUAUUUUUGUACAGUGAGUGAACCAUGUGAAAUGUUUUCAUAUUACUGUGCGUACUUUGGUAGAAAUGACAACUAUUUUCAAUUAAAUACUGAACCGACCUAUGCAAGAAAGUGGAGCAAAAAGCAAUAGUAAUAUUGUCCUGUGCAGUGGUGAAAUGUAUAUUUAGUAUUGUUCCGAUCUUUUUGUGAAAGUGUUGGCUGUUUAUAUUGUAGAUAUUAAAAUGAAAACUCUUUUUGUGCA
Messenger RNA from Archocentrus centrarchus (flier cichlid), 2079 nucleotides. It is a transcript of the gene cnrip1b, whose product is annotated as cannabinoid receptor interacting protein 1b. Gene Ontology annotation, cellular component: plasma membrane. Gene Ontology annotation, biological process: negative regulation of signaling receptor activity. The record is from RefSeq and is a predicted model, not a curated record. The coding region runs from base 150 to 638 and encodes 162 amino acids. Gene Ontology annotation, molecular function: type 1 cannabinoid receptor binding. The transcript is spliced from 3 exons. NCBI's taxonomy places the organism in Eukaryota, Metazoa, Chordata, Actinopteri, Cichliformes, Cichlidae.